Messenger RNA from Gekko japonicus, 1682 nucleotides. It is a transcript of the gene STK4, whose product is annotated as serine/threonine kinase 4. Gene Ontology annotation, biological process: protein tetramerization; protein phosphorylation; regulation of MAPK cascade. Gene Ontology annotation, molecular function: protein serine/threonine kinase activity; ATP binding. The record is from RefSeq and is a predicted model, not a curated record. Gene Ontology annotation, cellular component: cytoplasm. The transcript is spliced from 11 exons. Bases 116 to 1570 code for a protein of 484 amino acids. Lineage: Eukaryota; Metazoa; Chordata; Lepidosauria; Squamata; Gekkonidae.
CAGCCGGAGCGGGCAGAAUCGAAGAUGGAGUGGCCGUGAGGGUGGAAUUGGCCGUGCGCGCGCUGCCCUUGACCCUUCUCUCUCGUCAGGCUGCUGCUGUUUUGGCGCCCUCGCCAUGGAGACGGUGCAAAUGCGCCAUCCGCGCCGGCAGUUAAGGAAAUUAGAUGAAGAUAGUUUAACGAAGCAACCAGAAGAAGUGUUUGAUGUUUUAGAGAAGCUUGGAGAAGGAUCCUAUGGCAGUGUAUUCAAAGCUAUCCACAAAGAGACUGGUCAGGUGGUUGCAAUUAAGCAAGUACCUGUUGAAUCUGAUCUGCAGGAGAUUAUUAAAGAGAUAUCCAUAAUGCAGCAGUGUGAUAGUCCCCAUGUAGUCAAAUAUUAUGGCAGCUAUUUUAAAAACACGGACCUCUGGAUAGUCAUGGAAUAUUGUGGUGCCGGAUCUGUGUCGGAUAUCAUUCGACUGCGAAACAAAACGAUGUUGGAAGAUGAAAUAGCUACAAUAAUACAAUCAACACUUAAAGGAUUAGAGUACUUGCAUUUCAUGAGGAAAAUACAUCGUGACAUCAAAGCUGGCAACAUACUACUCAACACGGAAGGACAUGCGAAGCUUGCAGACUUUGGGGUAGCAGGCCAACUUACAGAUACCAUGGCUAAAAGGAACACUGUGAUAGGAACUCCAUUUUGGAUGGCACCAGAAGUGAUCCAAGAAAUUGGCUACAAUUGUCUUGCGGACAUCUGGUCUUUGGGCAUUACGGCCAUUGAAAUGGCUGAAGGGAAACCACCAUAUGCUGAUAUUCACCCAAUGAGGGCAAUUUUCAUGAUUCCUACAAAUCCACCUCCAACAUUUCGAAAACCAGAACACUGGUCAGAUGAAUUUACAGAUUUUGUAAAACAGUGUCUUGUGAAGUGUCCAGAGCAAAGAGCCACUGCUACACAGCUGCUUCAGCACCCAUUUGUUAAAAAUGCCAAAGGAGUUUUCAUUCUACGAGAUCUAAUUAAUGAGGCAAUGGAUAUUAAACUGAAAAUUCAGGAAGCUCAGCAGCGUGAGUUGUAUCAUGAUGAUGAAGAAAAUUCAGAAGAAGAUGAAACUGACUCUAGGACCAUGGUGCGGGCAAGGGGACAGGAGACGAGUACGAUCAGAACUGCUUGUGGAAUGAGUGAAGGCAUUAAUACCAUGAUAGAAUACAAUGACACUUUGGAAUCUCAACUGGGGACAAUGGUCAUAAAUGCAGAAGAUGAAGAAGAUGAAGGGACAAUGAAGAGAAGAGAUGAAACAAUGGAGUCCGUCAGACCAUCUUUCCUUGACUAUUUUGAACAAAAAGAAAAGGAGAAUCAGAGAAACAACUAUGGAAGACACGUGAAUGAAAGGCACCCCUCAGAAUGGAGAGUACCUCAGGAUGGUGAUUAUGAAUUUUUGAGGAACUGGACUGUGGAAGAACUUCAGAGGAGACUUGGUGCGCUUGACCCAAUGAUGGAGCAGGAGAUAGAAGAAGUUCGACAGAGAUAUCAAUCGAAACGGCAGCCAAUUCUUGAGGCCAUUGAAGCAAAGAAAAGACGCCAACAGAACUUCUGAGGAAUGCUCACCAGUAGAAUAGAUUUCCAUCACCCCUAACAAUAAACUGUGCUUUUACAACUCUAGAUGGAUUUCUGUUUAAAAUGUGUUAGCAAGGCAGAAGGCCAGCGUC